Molecule: messenger RNA, 2419 nt
Organism: Anguilla anguilla (European eel)
Lineage: Eukaryota; Metazoa; Chordata; Actinopteri; Anguilliformes; Anguillidae
Gene: flcn
Product: folliculin
Exons: 12
Coding region: 249-1925 (558 amino acids)
Biological process (GO): negative regulation of transcription by RNA polymerase II; positive regulation of GTPase activity; positive regulation of TORC1 signaling
Cellular component (GO): cytosol
Molecular function (GO): GTPase activator activity
Source: RefSeq, a predicted model, not a curated record
UCAGUCAUACACACGAUCAGUGUGCUUUGCGCGUGACUGCCGCCACCAUGUGAUGUAUACCCGUGUAGGAGGAAGACUGGGCUAGGGUAAAUGUUAUGAGUCUAUGUUGCUGGCUGCAAUAGACUGCUAACUAUAUUUUUUUGAUAUUGCUAGCUAAUUUAACUAGCUGUCAGAGUGAUGACAAUUCCGACUACUUCAUCAAUGCAACGUGUACAUUCGUCGUAAACGGGAAUAAUUGUUGAAUUAAGAUGAAUGCUCUCGUGGCCUUGUGCCACUUCUGCGAGCUGCAUGGCCCGCGCACCCUGUUCUGCACCGAGGCUCUGCACCCGCCAUCUCCUUCACCCCCCCAGCCAGGCGCCGCCAUACCGGGAGACAGGGGCAGGGAGGGGGACAGUGAAGGAGAGGGGCUCACCAUGAGAGCCAGUUCAGCAACGCAGAGGGCGGACAUGUGUGAGGGCUGCCGAUCCCUCCCAGCAUCUCACCCAGGCUUUGUCAGCGUGGACAGUGAGACGGGGAUACGGUUCCUCAGUCACCAGCACCCCAGGCAGCCCCAGCUCUUCAGUGUGGUGCGACAGGCCUGUGUCCGGAGUCUGAGCUGCGAGGUGUGUCCGGGCAGAGAGGGUCCAAUAUUUUUUGGCGAUGAGCAGCAUGGCUUUGUGUUCUCCCACACCUUCUUCAUCAAAGACAGCCUGGCGCGGGGGUUCCAGCGCUGGUACAGCAUAGUCGUGGUGGCCAUGGACCGGAUCUACCUCAUCAACUCCUGGCCCUUCCUGCUGAGACACCUGCGGCUGACCAUCCAGAGUCUGCAAAGCACAGCGCUCAAGGUGUUUGACAGUGAGCAGUGCGUGUGUCCCCAGAGGGCAGUACGGAUGAAUAGUGCGUUCUCCCCUGCUGUCUUCCCCCACCAGAGAAGCGGUAACGCUGCCCGCUCCCUCACCUCCCUCACUCAGCACCCCAACCUGUGGGCCAGUCUGCACUCCUCCUUUAGUUGGCUCCUGAAAGCUUGUGGGAGCCGUCUCACAGAGAAGCUUCUGGAAGGAGCUCCUACUGAAGACACUCUGGUGCUCAUCGAGAGACAGACUGAGCAAGAGGAAGAGAUGAUUGGGUGGGAAGGGGCAGAAGGAGGGGCAUCUUUAUCUCAACAUAGCCAGUCAGAGACUGAGCUGGGGAGGGACUUCCUUUGUGAAGGUGGGAAAGGGGAUGAGCUUCCAGGGCCAAAGUUCAAAUCCCUGAGACACCUAAGACAGGUCCUUGGAGCCACAGAGUUCCGGCAGCUGGCAUGGCACGUGCUCAUGGGAAACCAGGUGAUUUGGAGAGGAGCUGACCCCUCGCUCAUACAGUCCGCCUUCACUGUGCUCAAGGCCUUGCUCCCAGUUGGCUGCGUGCGCUCUGUGCCCUAUAGUGUCCAGUAUGAGGAGGCCUAUCGGUGCAACUUCUUAGGUCUCAGCCCUGAUGUUCCCAUCCCCAUCCAUGUCAGCUCCUCCGAGUUCUCCGUGCUGGUGGAUGUGGUCAACGCAGAGCGAGGCUCUCUGUACACCGCCGUCUGCGACGAUGACAUCCUGUCCCUUUACCAGUUCAACAUCAGCAGCGCCAACGCUCAGCCCACUGACAGAGGACCCACGCUACUCAACAAGGUGGAAGUGGCACUUUCCAACGAGAACCUCUCGGUAGAGGUGGUGUCCCACUGUCUCCUGUGUCUGAAAGAGGAGUGGAUGAACAAAGUCAAGGUGCUGUUCAAGUUUUCCAAAGUAGAUGGGCGAGGCCGGGAGGACACCCAGAAGGUGCUGGGGCUCCUGGGGGCCACGGGGCCGGGGGAGGAGGACAACGUCCGGCUGCUGAAGUUCUGGAUGACAGGGCUGAGCAAGACCUACAAGAGCCACCUAAUGACGGCCGUCAGAGGAGGCGAGAGGACUCUGAGUCAGUGAGACAGGAGGGGAAGCGGAUGGACAUGGGGUGAAGGCAUUCACACAGGACAGAGAACAUCUGGAAUGGGAGGAUUUGGCUACUGGGAGUAUGGUCAAGCUGCAAAAGACACUGAAGAGCAGAAGAACCGGGCGAAGCACUGGGAUAAAGAGGGGAACGGACAAUGCCCACAGCAACAGAUUGGAAAACCUUUAUAUAUGCCCUGGUCUGUUAUUUUUUAUGAUAUUUACAGACCGCAUCUACUGACCAUGUAAUGGAUGCUUCUCUGACUUUCUAUGAAUUGCAUUACACUGAAUUUUCCUGUCAAGUUUUUGUUUUUUUUUUGUAACAAAGCAUAGCUUAUGUGUAACAUCGAAGGGAAAAUAACAGAAUCUUGUUGAGAAGGGUAACUUUGGGGUUUAUGCAUUAAAUUUUUAAAAAUGUGUAAAUCUAAUUAUAAAUAACUCACUGUAUAGAUACUUGUAUUAUUUAAUAAAAUAAUUGAUUGUGCUCUAAA